Molecule: messenger RNA, 192 nt
Organism: Symbiodinium pilosum
Lineage: Eukaryota; Dinophyceae; Suessiales; Symbiodiniaceae
Source: the annotation of a GenBank genome assembly
GCCGAGGAGGCAAAGGCAGCCGAGGAAGCAAAGAUGGCUGAGGAUGAACAAGCCGCCCUCGGGGGCAGGCCAACAUCUUCGGAGCCAGCAAAGCUCAAGGUCAUUCCUCCUCUUUCGCCAAAGUCAAAGAAAGAGGUGCUGGAGUCCGACCUCGGCUUCGAUCGUGCUGACGAUUUUGCCUUCCUCGAGAUG